Cryptomeria japonica (Japanese cedar) is the source of this 1844-nucleotide messenger RNA. Its product is annotated as geranylgeranyl pyrophosphate synthase 7, chloroplastic. Gene Ontology annotation, biological process: isoprenoid biosynthetic process. The record is from RefSeq and is a predicted model, not a curated record. Gene Ontology annotation, molecular function: prenyltransferase activity. Bases 273 to 1529 code for a protein of 418 amino acids. NCBI's taxonomy places the organism in Eukaryota, Viridiplantae, Streptophyta, Pinopsida, Cupressales, Cupressaceae. The transcript has a single exon.
ACUUCAAAUGAUUGAUAUAUUUGAUGUGCUUCCUCAACUGGAAGCCUGAGCUUGCUGGCCUGCUUUUUCCAACUAUCUAGAAGUGUGGAGAUCUUUUAAGUACCAACCCAUCAGAUUUUGUUUUCAUCAGAUGCAAGAUUUGUAGCAGUCCUUGUAGAUUGUUUUGGGUUGUGUCAAGGUUAUAUCACUCUUUCUUUGCAGCAGUCCUUAGUAAUUUGCUUCAUAUAAAGUUUCAGUCUGUCUCCUCCUUAUAACUUUGCUUUUUCUUGAAAAUGGCCUGCAAUACAAUUGCAGUAAGCUGCCAUGACCUCAAUUUAUUCUGUCGGGCAAAUCAUACUGCUGCUCCUCAAGGAUGUUUGAGCCUGAGGACAGGUUUAUCUGUCCCAUACAAAGGUUUGCAUACCACAUUGGGGCUGUCUCAUUAUAAAAAUGGCUAUAAGGUAGGCCUUCACAGCUAUUUGAAAAAUGGUUCAUUGCCUUAUAAGCAUUCAGUGUCAUGGUCACUUUCUUCUUCUUCUUCUUCUUCUUCUUACCAUUUGAAAAGUGGGUUCUUGCCAUAUAAGCAUUUAGCACCAUCUCCAUGCCAAAAAACAAUGGCCCGUUUGGUUGAUUUGGCUGAAACAUUAGAGGAGCAGAGUGUUUUUGAUCUUAAAGAAUACAUGAAGUCCAAGGCAGUGGCAGUGAAUGAGGCAUUGGAUAGAGCAAUCCCACUUAGCUACCCUAAAAGGAUGCAUGAAGCCAUGAGGUACUCUCUUCUUGCAGGAGGAAAGAGGGUAAGGCCUGUUCUUUGCAUUGCAGCAUGUGAGCUUGUGGGAGGAACACAAGAUCUGGCCAUGCCAGCUGCAUGUGCAAUGGAGAUGGCUCAUACAAGCUCACUUAUACAUGAUGAUCUGCCUUGUAUAGACAAUGAUGACUUAAGAAGAGGCAAGCCCUCAAAUCACAAAGUAUUUGGUGAAUCAGUUGCUGUUCUUGCAGGGUAUGCCCUGCUCGGACUGUCCUUUGAGCAUAUUGCAGUUUUUACAAGCAAGAGUGUAGACUGUUCUAGGACUUUGAAGGUUAUAUCUGAAUUGGGUAUGGCAGUAGGCUCUCGGGGAGUUGCAGGAGGUCAGUUUGUUGAUACUGUAAGUGAAGGGAAUGGUUCUAUUGAUUUCGAAACUCUUAAAUGGAUUCACAUCCACAAGACGGCUAUGUUGUUACAGUGCUCUGUUGUUUGUGGAGCAGUAAUUGGAGGUGGAUCAGAGGAGGAGAUUGAGAGGGUUAGGAGAUAUGCUCAUUAUGUGGGUCUUCUGUUUCAAGUGGUUGAUGACAUACUGGAUGUUACAAGAUCAUCACAAGAAUUGGGUAAGACUGCAGGCAAGGAUUUGUCUGCUGACAAGGCCACUUACCCCAAGCUGAUGGGCUUGGAGAAGGCUAAGGAAUAUUGUGCUGAUUUGGUGAAGAAAGCUAAGGAUGAGCUGUCUUGCUUUGAUGCUGUGAAGGCUGCACCUCUGUUGGGUCUUGCAGAUUACAUUGCACGCAGACAAAACUAAAGCCACCUGCUCGUUUUGCAUUCCACUGGUUUUUAGAAAGCGUCAGCUCAGUAUUAAAUAUUAUGGGCUUUUAUUUGUUCAAAUCUUAUCCUUAGUAUAAGAUGUGGUUAAAGUGUUUGAUUUUUAAUUAUUUUUGAUAAGUUCUAAUCCCAAAAAUGAGAUCUGAAGUAGAGUUUUAAGUGGGGGUUCAUGGUUUUUGACUGUUAUCUUUUUUAUAGGACUUCCAAAAUUGUUACUCUGGAAAAGUUAGGUAUUUUCUUAUUUUAGUUUAUAGUUGUAAUAGCAAAAAUUGUAUAUUUAUGUUUUUUUUUCUUA